Messenger RNA from Episyrphus balteatus (marmalade hoverfly), 5124 nucleotides. RefSeq lists its product as uncharacterized. Bases 1397 to 4546 code for a protein of 1049 amino acids. Gene Ontology annotation, molecular function: nitric-oxide synthase binding. Lineage: Eukaryota; Metazoa; Arthropoda; Insecta; Diptera; Syrphidae. The record is from RefSeq and is a predicted model, not a curated record. The transcript is spliced from 7 exons.
GUACCUAACCUCUUUUUAAACAUCCAAAAAAUAUUUUUUAAAUUUUUGUUUACUUUUAAACUACUUUAAAUUAGAAGUUUGACUUCAAUGAUAAAAUAUUUACUGGACCCUGAACUCAUGAAUUAUUUUAAUAGUUUUUAGAUCAAAUGAAAAAAACAACACGGAAGUUCAAAAUCUUUGAUUUCAAACCCCAUGAAACCUUGAACACUAUAGAGUCAAAACCUCGUUCUCAUAUAUACACAAGCUUUCAAUAAAACGCAUCAAUAAACCUCUAAGAAAAUAUAAAUACAAAUGUUUCCAAAUACACCAAAGCCAAUAAAAAAAAAAAACUACAGGUGAACAAAUAUAAUAAACUUCUCUUUUAUUUGUCUUUUUCAUCAAUACAAAGCCUAUAUAGUAUGCACCAACUCUCCCAUUCCUCCAUAUUUAUUUUUUUUUUAAUUUCAUUAUCUUAUCGACAGUUUUCUUCUUUCGAAAAUCAGACUUUUUUUAAUCUAAAAAUAAAAUUUUCGGAACAUUUGCAAAACAUCCCAAACGGAGCGCGCAUCAGAGAUACAAAAACAGAGAGCAAGCAAAAAAGUGAGUAUUUCCACGUUCUAAACAGAUGACUGAGUUCUCCAAGCAGCCAUAUCCACCACACAGGCCAGCCAGUUUAUUUGUUUUUGUUUUCGGCUUUUUCUUCUUUUUUUCAUUCAAUUUUUCAACUCCUAGUCGAAACAAUUAAACGUUCGUUUUUCCACCUCCAAUUUUGAAAAUCUUAGUGCGUAUGGUACCAGCGAACAGAAACGGUCUUUCUCAAAUAAAUUUUCCUUAGCACCGACGCGAAGCGGUUGUGGUCUUUCGAAAUUAUAUUCAAACGAAUCAGUUUUUGUUUCUAUGCAAUACAAAAAAUGUUCAAAAAUAUGGUCCCCGGUGUGUGACAGUGAAAUUUAUCGAAAGAUUUAUUUGUGAAUUUUUUUUUCUUUUGAUUCCAAAAUGCGCAGAAUGAAAAUUUAGCGAAAAAGCAAGAGAAAAAGUGAUUUUACGAGAAAUUUAGUAAAUUUUGUGCAUUUUUCUACAAAAAAAAAAAAAUUGAAGGAAAUAAAUAAAAAAGCAAAAGUUAAUAACCCUGAACCGCACGAAAAGUGUGCAACUUAAAAAACUAUUAAUUAUUUGAAAGAUACAAAAAAAAGAAUAUCAUUUAUUUUUCUAACCCAAAAAAAUUGAAACAAGUGUAACCUUGGUUAUUGUUUUGACAAGGAGUCAACAUUCGAAGUGGAGGUCUCAUAAACAAUUCAUCGACAUACAUCGAAAACGGCCCUGAGGCCGGCCGUCGUUCGAAGUGCAAAUCGGCACAUUAACUUUGUGUUUGUGUUCGAAAAAAAAAAAUUAAUAAAAAUAAAAUUUUUCAAUUGCCAUGAUGAAACACGAGAGUGUAAUGACUUCAACAGCUCUCCCCAUCGAAAUGCCUCUAACAGCGGCAUCCAAACGCCAUAACCACGACAUGAUACGAUGUAUCAAUGACGUGUGGCAUAGUAAAAAAGUCAAUACAUCCGGUGUGGCAGCUAGUUCACCAAAAAGACCCAUCAUAAAAGCCUUUGACUUCCUGCCUUGGUCCCGAAGUAGGAGGCAACAGCAUUUAGCUGCCACCACCGUCGAAAAGAACGACGAGAUAAAAAAAGACCCCUCCAACAAUACCCACUACCAAAAGAACAUAUUCCGCAAUGGGGGUGGAAUAAUUCGGGACAUUUUGACUGACAGGCUUAACAAAGACCGUGCCAGAGACAGCAGUCUCGGUCGGUUGGACAUGAAACGCGUCCAAAAGAAAUCCAAACAACUAUCGAGGAAUAAAAGCCUUGACAUUAAUGAACUGAUUGACACGGUUGAGAAUGAGCUGGCGGCAGAAAAGAAACAGGAUGUCCGCAAUCGAUUCAUGGACGAUACCUUCAUUGAAAAUAUUAUUCGAGCUAAAUCCGAAGAGAAUGAGAAUAGUGGAAGGACGACUUCCACGGAAGUUGGGCAUUCCGAGAAACCCAGUAACGGAAAGCACAUUCUGUUUAACGACGAGAAUGUCGUCUAUCUGAUAAAUGAUGAAGUUCGUUCCAGCAAACGCCCCGGGAGAAGUACAUCGAAAAAAGAUGACAACCAUAGAAGCUCUAGCAAGUCAAGAGGGAGUAGCAGCCCCCGGCCAUCGAGCAUGAUAGAAGAAGGCACGAGUAUUGUGAAGGGACGUCUGAGGUUUAAGAAAUUAUCCCAGGAAGAGAAGACUACUACAACUACAACAAUGGUGUCAUCAGCAACAAGCAACAGCAGCAGGAGGAAAACAACAACAAUUGUGGGUGGAAUCCCUCCAGCAUCACCGUCUUCAUUGUCAACUUCAUCGUCGUCGUCGGCAUCAACAGCUGUGGCAGCAGAUAGUGCUGGUGGAAAAAGAGGGAUCCUUCAUAGGCAGAAUACAAGUCCAAAUGUCAUUGUGUCACUUGCCCCAACAACAACAACAACCAGCCCCAACCAACAACAAGAGUACGGAUCGCAAAUCCUUCGACGAAGAAAGUCCUUCAAUGAAAUAAACUUUGAAAACAAUAGCAGUUCGAGCAGUUUAGGUGUUGGGGGUGGCCUUGAGGGUGGCGUGACUGAUGACAGACCCAAAUCCGAUAAGCCACGAAAAAAGCUCUCAUUUCGGGAGCCAGUGGUUGCGCCUCGAUGUGCUGAACGACGGAUAAGCACACCAAUACAACAACAACAACAUCAGCAACAACAGCAAUAUAAAAAUCCUGAGGAUACAUCGAGUAAGGUUUUUGACAAUAAGUAUGCCGCUGUCAACAGCAAUGUUGGCGGGAAUGGCGGCACAGUAUCGAAUGGCAAUGGCAUUAGCGGCUUUAGUGAUGUUGAUUCAGAGUCACAUGCUAUGCGUAUUGUUAGGACCGUAGGACAAGCAUUCGAAGUAUGUCACAAAUUUAACCUUCAUAAGAAUUCCUUAGAUAAUAACGAAGAACGAUCAGACGCAUCGUCUGAUUUAUUAGAUAUCGAACAUACAUCAGAGCAAUUAAGUGAUGAGGAUUUAUCCAAAAAAGAUCAAAUCGGAGUCACGCCUGAUAUAAGCCCGCCACAAAGACCUAAUCAUCUAGAAUUAACGUCUCAAAUGAGCAGUGCCAAUCAAAAAUCACCUUGUGUACUCACUGACGAGGAGAAAUCGCCAUCAUCACCCAUAUCGCCCAGCAGGGAAAUCAACAAACUCAAGGAUCAAUUAGAACAACAAGCGAUGCAAACACGACAAGCUCUGGCACAAUUGAUGCUCGUCCGAGAGCAGUUGAUAUCUGAAACGAAUGCAAGAAUUGAAGCUCAGGCUCGUACCCAACAAUUGCUUCAGCAAAAUAGAGAAUUAUUAGAGCACCUGGCAUCAUUGGGGGCGUAUACGGAUCCACAAGCCACAACUGGACUAACAUCCGCCAAUAUAGCUCUGGCACCCCAGUCACAACUGCAGAUGCUUUUCCAAGAACCAGCUGAUUUAUCUGUUGCAUUGAGAAAAGCAGUUCUAGCAUCAUCGAAUAAUAACAACCUGGCAACCAUAAAUCAGCAAAUAAACAGUUUGGGAUCAAUUAAUCAGCAACUGACAACGUUAAGUCAUCAGUUAAGUGGGCUUAAUCAGCAGAGUCAGAAUUUGCAGAAUUUUCAAAAUAUCAGUGCCACAUUGCAGCAACAACAACAACAGCACCAACAACAACAACAGCAACAGUUAACACCACCACAUCAACAACAACAACAACAACAACUUAAUCAGUCUUCCUUACAUCUGAGUAGUCCUCCAGUAUCGCAGCCAUCUGGCGGCAGUCCGAUUCCACCAAUGAAUGCACUUCAGAGUCUAAGCAACCAAUUCACAAACAUAUCCGCUCAGGGCAACCAAGAUAUGCUCUCCAAAGAGCUUUUUCAAAUGAACCAAGAGCUUUUGAACCGCCUACAAACUUUAAAUCUUGGUCCUGGUAACAAUGUUACCAAUCCGGGAGGUUUAAAUGGAGCUGGAGCCAUUGGCAACAGUAAUUCCCCACACAACUCGUUCUUCUAUGUCAACCCAAUGUCCUGCAGUCCGAACAACAACAGUCCCUUUAAUUUUUUAAGUACCCCCAGUUCCCUUGGUAACCUAACUCCAUCACCAAUGGGAACAAUGAACCGAAAUUCCUACUCAAACAGCCCGAUCAAUGAUGACCUAGGCCUUAGCAUAGACAAGAACCUAAAUAGACUUGAAGAUAACCACAACAAUUUUAUGAAAUCCGCAGGGGCUUCCAAUGGUAAUUUGACUGGGGCGAGUGGAAGUGGGAAUAGUAACCUCGAGAGUAGUCGAUCUUCAGCCGAGGCAUCAACCUCCUCAUCGCCGAACAGAACCAAUGAACAGCGAUUUAACACUGUGAUGCUAAAAGUCACCGAUGAGUCGGGGAAUGUUACGAAUCAGCGGAAACUGUCGGCGACACCGAGUUUUAUUACACGAAGCACAAGUGAAAAAGUACCAAAUCGAAGUCAAAUGAUGAGUCAAGUUCAAAGAACGGCUUGGGCGAGACAUACGACCAAAUAAGAAAAUAUAUUGAUUUAAGUAUUAUUUUUUAGAACAAAAAAAAAAAAAAAACGCGAUUGAUACUCACAGAAUAGAGUUUGUUGGUGGUGUUGAAAAUUCACUGAAUUCUCUGACAGUAUUAACACAAAAAAUAUGAUGAAUUUUCAAAAACGGUUUUGAAAGCCUAGACAAAAAGUUAUAUAGGAAUCCAAGUUCUACCAACGACUUUUUCAGUGAAUUCAACGUGGGAGGAGUUUAAGUUAUUAAAAUUAAAGUGUACCUAUAAAUUACACUCAUCAUAUCUUUUAGAUUUUAGUAUUAAUUUUAAGGUUAAAUUAAAUAAAUUGCCCGACUGCAUUGAGAUGAAUUAAGCCAAAUAAAAAAAAAAAUCAAGCGCUCAAAAUAUUUAAAAUAUAUAUAAACAAUUAUUAUAACAACUAUAGCCAACGCCAAAGCAACAAUUUUUAUUUUUAUUUUAAUUUAAGAUUUAAUUUUUGUAUAUAAAACGAAUAAUUUUAGAAAAAUAAAAACAAAACGCGUCUUAUUGAUUACCUGGACUAUAAUAUCGAAAUAUAUAUAUUUUUUUUUUGUUUUAAUUU